CAUGUGAAGAGCCGGGAGGCGGCGUGCACGUAAUCCUCUGCAGGGCUCAGAAUAUAAGAGGGGCCCCGAGCCCCGACCGGCCCUCACAGCGAGCCUAGUGUAGAACUCCACUCAUCUGCUCACACCCACUCGAGUGGCUGUCCUCCACCCAACAGCCGAUCAUCAUCGGGACGUCUACACUUCAGAGAGACGCAUCGAAGCCAACGUCCUGCACACAGGAACCCUAACAGCUCAAAAUGAAUCUCGAGGCGCCCAAGGCUGAAAUCAAGUCGGCCACCCGAGUCAGCGGAGGCCCCGCCACUCCACGCAAGGGCCCCCCCAAGUUCAAGCAGAGGCAGACUCGUCAGUUCAAGAGCAAGCCUCCAAAGAAGGGCAUCCAGGGCUUUGGUGACGACAUCCCUGGAAUGGAGGGCUUAGGCACAGACAUCACCGUCAUCUGCCCCUGGGAGGCCUUCAAUCACCUGGAGCUGCAUGAGCUGGCCCAGUACGGCAUCAUCUGAGCCUUCGUGCACCUUCCUGCAAUCCCCCACGGAUUACAGGCCUCAAACCAUUUGCCUCAGGCUCCGUCUCACGGCUUCAAAUGGAACUGUUCCACACAAACGUCCACAACGAACUGUAACAGACACAAAAAAUGGAAAAAGAAAAAAAACCUUCUACAAAAACACAUUCACUUUCUGUCCUGGAUUCUUUUUCUGAUUCUGCAGUUCACACUUUAUCUGCUCAUGUUUAGGAUCUUUCCUUCUGAUUCUCGUGACUUCUCUAGUUCUGCACAGUUGCGUCCUUCUCUCUCUCUCUCUCUCUCUCUCUCUCUCUCUCUCUCUCUCUCUCUCUCUCCUCUUGCUGUCCUUCUUUUUCCUCCUGUCUUCUUCUUCUCAUGGACAAAACAUGAAACUUACACAAGCAAGGCAGCCUCAGAUUGAGUUUAAGUGACAAACCCGUGAACGUGGGUGGGUUCCCACUUCAUGUGCUUCGGCGCCUCUUUCGCCAGCUCAGAGGUUCUUUCUCCAUCGACAUAUUAAACAUAAAGCCUGUAUAUUCUGUAGAGAGCGGACGGCAGCUCAGCGUGAGACCUUUCAGUGGGAUAACGUUAAUCACUCAUCAUCAGAUUUCCCUCUUUUGCUUCUGACCAAAGUUUAACUGAACCAUCGUCACCUGGAUACAUACGUGUUCUUCACCUUUAUUCACUCUAAAGUUUCUACUAAUAUACUUAAUAAAUAUCUAUUAGUAUUGGAUACAUGUGAGUUAGUAUGAAAAAGGCUUUAAAAACAUGACCUGCGACCUUAUUUUUAAUGAAAAUUUUAAGAAAGAAACCACUUUAAACCACAAAAAAACAGAAUGUGUGAUUUAAAAGGAAAGAAAUCAUUAUAUUCAUAAUAUUUUCUACAAAAAGUUUCAUAUCUCUUCCAUCUCCUUUGUAUAAUAUUACUGUUUGAAAAUGAGUAUUUUAUGUUUAUUACAUGUUUAUUGCUCAUAAUUUCAACCUGUGUGUUUAUGUUUGUGUUUUUUAGCUCAUUGUUGUCGCUCUCAUUUGUCGUUAUCUCGUACAGUGGAAGAUUAUACUUUUUAUUUCCUUCGUCUUUCAUCCUUUAUUCAUUGUCACUUAUUAUUGGCUUUUUAUUUCAUUGUUUAAUCUCCACAGUCGUCUUGCUCACCACCGUGUUUGGUUGGGAUGUUUGAGAUCGCACAGGUCUGAGGAGAUGUGUGAUGGAGCUUUGUCCUCUCUACGUAUUAAAAAAUAAAACAUAAAAAGAGGAAAAUA
Hippoglossus stenolepis (Pacific halibut) is the source of this 1759-nucleotide messenger RNA. It is a transcript of the gene pde6gb, whose product is annotated as phosphodiesterase 6G, cGMP-specific, rod, gamma, paralog b. Gene Ontology annotation, biological process: visual perception; positive regulation of G protein-coupled receptor signaling pathway; positive regulation of epidermal growth factor receptor signaling pathway. NCBI's taxonomy places the organism in Eukaryota, Metazoa, Chordata, Actinopteri, Pleuronectiformes, Pleuronectidae. The transcript has 4 exons. Gene Ontology annotation, molecular function: 3',5'-cyclic-nucleotide phosphodiesterase activity; cGMP binding. Gene Ontology annotation, cellular component: photoreceptor outer segment membrane. Bases 237 to 500 code for a protein of 87 amino acids. The record is from RefSeq and is a predicted model, not a curated record.